Fomitopsis serialis is the source of this 1050-nucleotide messenger RNA. RefSeq lists its product as uncharacterized. Lineage: Eukaryota; Fungi; Basidiomycota; Agaricomycetes; Polyporales; Fomitopsidaceae. Bases 122 to 856 code for a protein of 244 amino acids. The transcript is spliced from 6 exons. The record is from RefSeq and is a predicted model, not a curated record.
CUCAUUGGGUUGGUGCGGAUGGGGACGCCCUGGUUGAUAUCACAUCGUGUUGCGAAUUGCAACUUGUUGAAUUUGUCUAUUGUUGACGCGCUGACGUCCCGGUGUUAAUCGUCGGCCGGCGAUGACACCGGGUGCAAUCUUGUUGGGACGCCUGGGCGUGCGGUUACAUCCGUUUCUUCGAGCAUCUGAUCACACGACUGACUGUCGCGAUGCUGCAGUGACCCUGGUGGCAUCUUCUUUCGCAUCCGAUCUUCACGGCUCACGCUCAGCAAAACAAGACCCACGGGAAUUCGGUCGAGAAAGUUUGGAGGCACUGUUGGCGCAACUGGCACGUUCGUCGCCCUCCGUCAGGUGGACCGCCCUUCUCAGUCAACGCCCGGAUAUGUCAUUCAUCCUCUCAUCUGUCCAUCACCGCUGUGGAGCGGAUUCCUCAGCAGAAGGCGUACACGCUGAGGAGUCAAUCGACCCAUCGACCAAUCGGCCCGAUGUGUUUAUCGUGCGAACUCUGCGUGAGUGCACCAAACCCUGCCAGCCAGUCAUCCGACAUGUUCUCAAUUAUAGCCAGUACCUGUUGGGGCGUCCCCUCAAUCGCCCGCUCUGGCAGACUGACGUUCGGCACAGUUUGGGUGGCCGUGAAAUGUAUCGCUCCGAUGUUGCAACCGCACCAAAGGACAUCUGCUGCCGCUACUGCCCAUCGGUGAAUUCUCGCUUUCCCAGCGCCAACUCGUGGCGUCUGCGACUGCACUGCUCAGGAGAGGUCGAGCCUGAGGCGAAGGCGCUCUGCACGAAGUAUAUCAAAACUCUAUUUGCCUCUGACGUGCUUGACGGGAUUGUCGCACCUAAUACGGUGCGUUGAAUGGCUGCUUGAGCGCCUGGACGACAUCGCCGCUGUUGCACACGUCGGUCCUUUGUUCCAUUUGGCACGGGACGCUCAGAAGACUCUAGACUCUUCGGAUGGCGUAUCAAGGGCCAGCAAGACUCGAUGCAAUCUUGUGCCGACCAAGGGAUCGUGUGAGCGACGAGCGAAUAUUGUGUGUCUCAUCACAACGG